Arachis duranensis is the source of this 1089-nucleotide messenger RNA. RefSeq lists its product as uncharacterized. The transcript is spliced from 3 exons. Bases 180 to 1067 code for a protein of 295 amino acids. NCBI's taxonomy places the organism in Eukaryota, Viridiplantae, Streptophyta, Magnoliopsida, Fabales, Fabaceae. The record is from RefSeq and is a predicted model, not a curated record.
AAUCAUGAACUGGAGUUAUUUUCUUGUAUCCAAAAAGAGCUUAAUACUGUGUUAUUUUCUUGUCUUAUCUUAUAUUAUAGUAUCUUUUUUAUGUGCAGAGCCAUUUUCUUAUUGAUGACGAUGAUGAGGAGUUUUUUUGGAAGGCUUUCAAAUAUAGGACAAGUAAGCGAUUUAGCCAAAUGAUGUCGGAUAUCCGUGAGGGUGUGGAUACAACCCACGAAUGGCUAAUUCCUGCUUACAAAAAGUUGUUGGAAAAGUACUGGGAAACGGAUGAGAAAUGGAAAAAUAUAAGGAAAAAAGCGAGGGAGAAUCGAGCGUCACUCUUAGGUGGUUCUGUCCAUUGCGGUGGUUCUAUUCCACUGAGCUCAACUAUAGAGAGGAUGAAGAAGCAGUUAGACCGUACACCAACUCAUGAGGAAGUCUUCAAGGAAACCCACACACUUAAAAGUGACAAGUCUAAAUGGGUGGACAAACGCUCUCAAGACACUCAUGAGAAGUUUAUAAAAAAGUUAGCAGAAGUUCAGGCCCAACAUGUUGAGGCUCAAGCACAAGGAAUGGAGCUACCACCAAUUGAUGAAGACUUGAUUUGGGAGGAAGUGUGUGGUGGGCAAAAGAAGAAUCGAGUUUACGGAAAAGGAGCAUUCUUUUCUAGCUCUAUUAAGUCUAGAACCACUUCUGCCAACUCUGUAUCUGGAAGAGCAUCUACAAAUCAAAAUUCUGUUCCUGAUUUGCGAGAACAGAUUCAUAAUCUCAAUGAAGAGCUUUUUCAACGUGUUACUCAACAGACAGAUGAGCGUAUUAGUAAGUUGUUAGAUACACGCUUGGCUCCUUUGGAAAAGACUCAAAAGAAGUUAGAAAAGUUAGAACGGGCAAUUGGAAAGGCCAAGAAGGAAAAGCUGAAACAGAAGAGAUGGAAUGAGGCUUAUGUUAGCUAUUACAAGAAGGUUAGAGCGUCAAGUAGUUCCACUACUGCUCCACCGCCACCGCCACCGCCGCCACCUUCAAUCUCUUCGGAUGAAGACUAUGAUGAUGAUGGGGAUGAAGAUGACACUGAGGACUAUAGUUGAUAAAUUUAGUAUGGUUGAACAA